This is a messenger RNA of Anolis carolinensis (green anole), 5979 nucleotides long. It is a transcript of the gene slc2a11, whose product is annotated as solute carrier family 2 member 11. Bases 600 to 2120 code for a protein of 506 amino acids. NCBI's taxonomy places the organism in Eukaryota, Metazoa, Chordata, Lepidosauria, Squamata, Anolidae. The transcript has 12 exons. The record is from RefSeq and is a predicted model, not a curated record. Gene Ontology annotation, biological process: monosaccharide transmembrane transport. Gene Ontology annotation, molecular function: hexose transmembrane transporter activity. Gene Ontology annotation, cellular component: plasma membrane.
GUAUUGAACUACUUUUUCUGUCAAAUUUGUUGUAUAACAUGAUGUUUUGGUGCUUAAUUUGUAAAAUCAUAACCUAAUUUGAUGUUAAAUAGGCCUUUCCUUAAUCUCUCCUUAUUAUCCAACAUAUUCACUUAUCCAGCAUUCUGCUGGCCUGUUUACGUUGGAUAAGCGAGACUCUACUGUACUUUUUCCGUCAAAUUUGUUGUAUAACAUGAUGUUUGGGUGCUUAAUUUGUAAAAUCAUAACGUAAUUAGACUUUUCCUUAAUCCCUCCUUAUUAUCCAACAUAUUCGCUUAUCCAACGUUCUGCCGGCCCGUUUAUGUUGGAUAAGUGAGACUCUCCUGUAAUCGCGGGCAGAGAGGGCGUGGCCUGCGACUCCUGGGCGGCCCGAAGCCGGCCAGCCAAUCAGCACGGGCUUCAUUUGCAUACGCGAGGGGCGGGGCCUCCGGAAGCGUGGGAACGGAGGGCGCCGAAGCCGGCGAGGGAGCAGCCAGCCAAUCAGCGCCGCCCUGAUUUGCAUGCAGAAGAGAAGGUAAUGGCUCACCGAUGAUCCCAGUGGAUCCAGGGAUCUCCCAUUGAAGGCUGAAGGAAGGCAGGCCAUGGCUUCCCUCCUGCAAAGGAUGUUUCAGGCCCGGGUCCUGAUCCUAACCGUCGUUGCGGCCGGAAUCGGGGGCUGCUUCCAGUAUGGAUACAACCUCACCAUCAUCAACGCCCCGACGGAGCCCCUCCAGGCCUUUGCCAACGCCUCCUGGUCCGCGCGCUGGGGGUCUCCGCUGGGGGCCUUUGGGACGAGGCUGUGCUGGUCGCUGGUGGUCUCCCUCUUCCCCCUGGGGGGCCUGGCGGGGGCGCUGCUGGCCGGACCCCUGGCCCUCAAGGCAGGGAGGAAGAAAUCUCUGCUCCUCAACAACGCCUUUGUCCUCCUCUCGGCCGUGUUGGUGGUCAGUAGCCGGGCAGCAAAGUCCAUCGAGAUGGUCUUCCUGGGACGCUUCCUGGCCGGAGUCAACGCUGGGGUGGGGCUCAGCGUCCAGCCCAUGUACUUGGGGGAGAGUGCCCCCCGGGACCUCCGCGGCUGCGUCUCCUUGACCUGCGCCAUCUUCACGGCCCUCGGCCUGGUCCUGGGCCAAGUGGUGGGGCUCAGGGAGGUCCUGGGGUCGGAGGGGGCCUGGCCCUUCCUGCUGUCCAGCAACGCCGUCCCGGCCGUCCUGCAGCUGGCCCUCCUGCCCUGGGCCCCCGAGAGCCCCCGCUUCCUCCUCAUCGACCGGAAGGACCCCAAGGCCUGUCUCCAGGCGCUGCGGAGGCUGCGUGGCCCGUCGGGGUCUCUGGAGGCGGAGGUGGGGGAGCUCCUGGCGGAAGAGGCCGCCCUCCGGGGGAAGGCCCCCCCCUCGGCCCUGGGCCUCUUCCGCACCCGCGACACCCGCUGGCAGCUCCUCUCCGUCGUGGUCCUGGCCUCCGCCAUGCAGCUCUGCGGGAACGACUCCAUGUACUCAUACGCCUCGCAGGUCUUCCGGGAGGCCGGGAUCCCGAGGGAGCGCAUCCAGUACUGCAUCAUCGGCACCGGAGGCUGCGAGCUGCUGACCGCCCUGCUCUGCACACUGGUCAUCGAGAGGGUCGGACGGAGGGUCCUGGUGGUCGGUGGCUAUGGGCUGAUGUCCGUCUGGGCCCUGGUCUUCACCUUCGCCCUCUACUUCCAGGAGAGCGUGGAGUGGAUGCCCUACGUGAGCAUGGGCUGCAUCUUCGCCUACAUCCUCAGCUUCGGCAUCGGACCCGCCGGGGUCACGGGGGUCAUCCCCACGGAGGUCUUUGACCAGGUCUCCCGCCCGGCCGCCUACAUGGUCGCAGGGUCUCUCCUCUGGGGGAACCUCUUCCUGGUCGGGACCGCCUUCCCCUUCCUCCUGGAUGCCCUGGGGCCCUUCUGCUACCUGCCCUUCCUGCUGGUCUGCCUCUCGGCCGCCCUCUUCCUGGGCCUCUUCCUCCCGGAAACGCAAGGGAAGACCUUCCUGGAAAUAUCCGCCGAGUUCCAGAAGCGCAACUUCCGCCAAGGCCAAGCCCCCCUCGAGGUCCGCACGGAGGAACAGGAAGAGGAAGAGGAAGAGGAAGAAGAGAGGGCCACUGCACUUUGAGAGGGACCUGGGGGUCUCCUUUCUUCCGCUGCUGCUUCCAGGGAGGCCUUGGCUCUUUGCACUUUUAAAGCAACUCAGACCCUUUUGACGCUGGAAUGGAGGCCCAGCCCCUUCCUAAGGCCUUAAUGUACACACACACACACACACACACACACACAUAUAUAUAUAGAGAGAGAGGACACUGCACUGCAUAAUCCAUAGUCUUCACACUGGUGCAUGAGAGGAAAGCCUCUUUCCAAAUCAAUACCAAUCAUAUUUAUUAUGAAUAUUGAAUUCAUUUUUUGAUAUAUUAUUAUUAAUAAUAAUAUUUUUAUCAAUAUAUUAUUAUCAUCAUCAUUGAUAGUGACAAAAUCAUGUUAGUUUGACCUCAAGAAAUCAAUGCAAUCGCUAGGAAACCGUAUUUAUUAUUAUUAUAAGCAUGACACAGGAAACAAGAUAGACAUGCUGGAUUUCGUAUCACAAAAUCACAAGUCGAACACUUCCCAAGUGUCUAGGACUGUGUGAUGUAUUUUCAGAUGAUGCGUGCAGAUCCCAGUCGGGUGGCCUUUUGCAGCUGGCAGAUCGUAAUUUUGUCAAUGUCUAUUGUUUCCAAAUGCCGGCUGAGAUCUUUUGGCACGGCACCCAGUGUGCCCAUCACCACCGGGACCACCUGCACUGGUUUCUGCCAGAGUCUUUGAAGUUUGAUCUUGAGGUCCUGAUAGCGGCUGAGUUUUUCCUGUUGUUUUUUGUCAAUGCAACUGUCACCUGGGAUGGCGACAUCAAUGAAUAUUGAAUUUAUUUUUUGAUAUAUUAUUAAUGAUAAUAUGUUAUCAAUAUAUUAUUAUCAUAGGGUGGUUGUAUGUCUUUCAGGCUGUGUGGCCAUGUUCCAGAAGUAUUCUCUCCUGAUGUUUCGCCCACACCUAUGGCAGGCAUCCUCUGACAGCGGGGAUGAUGGGUAGCAGAGUGAAAUCCAAAAAUUCACCAUCCCGGUCUGCCUCCUUCUUUCCAGACUGUCUCCCGGUGUGGAAAACAGCACUGGACAAACUCACUCCAGUAGAUGAGGGUUCAGUUGGUAGUCCAACGGCAAACAACUUUAUUUACAUGUCCUAUUUACAGACAGAGCAAAUUCAGUCCUUUCUCCUCCAUGAGUCCUUUCCGAGAGACUCAUGCACACUCACAGCCAUUGCUCAUCGCUGUUCUCCGCUCGACACACGGAAACCUAACUAACUCCCCUGCAUUCCACAGGAAUUCCACAGGAACAAGAUAGUACGUCCCGGUCAAAACACACUUGACCCCAUUGGUCCUGUGAUACAUCAAUCAUAGCAGACUCUCAUUAACUCCAUAAUUGCUGAAUCCAGAUUGAUUUUAACAUUUCACAAUACACAAUACCCUGACAUCCUCAGAGGUUGUGAGGCAUGGAUAAACUAGGCAAGGAAGGUAAAUAUAUAUCUGUGGAGAGUCCAGGGUGUGGGCGAAACGUCAGGAGAGAAUACUUCUGGAACAUGGCCACACAGCCCGAAAGACAUACAACAACCUGGUGAUCCCGACCAUGAAAGCCUUCGACAACAUAUUAUCAUCAUCAUCAUUGGUAAUGACGAAAUCAUGUUAGUUUGACCUCAAGAAAUCAAUGCAAUCACUAGGAAACCGUAUAUUAUUAUUAUUAUUAUUUUAUUAUGACACUGCAAACAAGAUAGAUAUGCUGGAUUUCGUAUCACAAAAUCACAAAUCGAACACUUCCCAAGUGUCUAGGACUGUGUGAUGUAUUAUUAUUAUUAUUAUUAUUAUUAUUAUUAUUAUUAUGACACAGCAAACAAGAUAGAUAUGCUGGAUUUCGUGUCACAAAAUCACAAGUCGAACACUUCCCAAGUGUCUAGGACUGUGUGAUGUAUUUUCGGAUGAUGCGUGCAGAUCCCAGUCGGGUGGCCUUUUGCAGCUGCUAUUAUUAUUAUUAUUGUUAUUAUUAUUAUUAUUAUUAUUAUUAUGAAUGAUGAAGUCAUCUUAGUUUGACUUGAAGAUCAAUGCAGUCCCUAGAAAACUAUAUUAUUAUCAUUAUCAUUAUUUUUAUUUAUGAUUAUGAUGAAAUCAUGUUUGUGUUGUCGAAGGCUUUCAUGGCCAGGAUCACAGGGUUGUUGUGUGUCUUUCGGGCUGUGUGGCCAUGUUCCAGAAGCAUUCUCUCCUGACGUUUCGCCCACAUCUAUGGCAGGCAUCCUCAGAGGUUGUGAGGUAUGGAGAAAACUAAGCAAAGAGGUAAAUAUAUAUAUAUAUAUAUAUAUAUAUAUAUAUAUAUAUAUAUAUAUAUUCAACAAAUGCUACGGUCAGCGAAGGACAAGAGGGAUCCUCUCUCUUCUGCAGGAGUCUACCGGAUACCAUGCAGCUGUGGACAAGUCUACAUAGGGACCACCAAACGCAGCGCCCAAACACGAGUCAAAGAACAUGAAAGGCACUGCAGACUAAUUCAACCAGAGAAAUCAGCCAUAGCAGAGCAUUUGAUGAACCAGCCUGGACACAGAAUACUAUUUGAGAACACAAAAAUGCUGGACCAUUCUAACAACUAUCAUGUCAGACGACACAGAGAAGCCAUUGAAAUCCACAAGCAUGUGGACAACUUCAACAGAAAGGAAGAAACCAUGAAAAUGAACAAAAUCUGGCUACCAGUAUUAAAAAACUCAAGAAUCAGAACAGUAAAUAAAAAGCAAUACUCUGAAAACAGAGGAUUUCCAGACAUGAAUCAACCUAGGGCAGUUAACGACUCUAAACAAAGGAUGCCCCAGAGGCAGGAAGAAGACAGCAGAUAAGCUUUUCAAUGCUAAUUUAAGUGAUUAACUACACACAUUCACACUGACCUCUCUCACCCUAGACUUUCCACAGAUAUAUUUACCUCUUUGCUUAGUUUUCUCCAUACCUCACAACCUCUGAGGAUGCCUGCCAUAGAUGUGGGCGAAACGUCAGGAGAGAAUGCUUCUGGAACAUGGCCACACAGCCCGAAAGACACACAACAACCCUGAAAUCAUGUUUGUUUGACCUGAAGAAAUCAAUGCAAUCUCUAGGAAACCGUAUUUAUUAUUAUUAUUAAGAAUUUUUUUUUAGAAGAAAUCAACCCAAUUCCUAGGAAAACCUAUUAUUAUUAUUUAUUAUGAUUAUGUUGAAAUUAUGUUAGCUUGAUCCAAAGAAAUCAAUGCAAUCUAUAGGAAAUUGUAUUUAUAUUAUUAUUAUUAUUAUUAUUAUUAUUAAAUUAUUGCUAUUUUUCAGUCAAGCCAUCAAUGCAAUCCUUAUGAAAUACUAUUAUCAUUAAUUAAUGAUUUUUUAAAAUGGUGUCAGAAGAGACUUAAGAGCAUCCUGCAAGUACCUUCUGUUGUGAGAUAACUGGCUGUCUGCAAGGACAUUGCCCAGGGGAUAUUGCCAGGAUGUGUUACCAUCCUUGUGGGAGGCUUGUCUCAUGUCCCCACAUGGGAAGCUAGGGCUGACAGAGGGGAGCUCACCCCAUAUCGCGGAUUCGAAACGCAACCUUCAGGUCAGCAGUUCAGCCGGCACAAGGGUUUAACCUAUUGCGCCACCAUUAAUUGCUCCUUCCAUUAAUGAUUGCAAAACCCUUUUUCCUUCCUGCAAGACCUACCUCAAAAGAGACAAUCUGUAUUUUGUUCUAUUUCUGUGAACCCAAAGUGGAAAAAUAAUAUUCCUUUUGUUUUGGGGGAUAUGAUGCUUCAUAUAUAUAUAUAUUAUAUAUAUAUAUCUAUAUCUAUAUAAUUUUAAAAGAAUUCCUUCUUGCAAAAUAUUGUGGACAGUGACGCAUGAGAAUGAAUUAUUUCUUACUCAGGAAAUAAGAAACGCCGGUCUUGUACUCGGUGGGAAUGAAACCAAUAAAUACUAUUAUUUCUUAGUA